Molecule: messenger RNA, 399 nt
Organism: Metarhizium brunneum ARSEF 3297
Lineage: Eukaryota; Fungi; Ascomycota; Sordariomycetes; Hypocreales; Clavicipitaceae
Source: RefSeq, a predicted model, not a curated record
AUGGCCAUUGGGGUCUUGAAGGGCCAUCAGAACACUUACAGACACGACCUGGAGGCCUUUCUUUAUGUGUUUCUGUGGACAAUCAUAACCAAUCGCGCCGACGAUCCCCCGGAGGCGAGCAGGCUCCGCCAAUGGAGCAGGGGCACUUGGGACGAAUUGGCUGCACGCAAGUCUCGCGAUAUGGCCUGCGAUGGAUUUGAAGGGAUUCUGGGCGAGUUUGCUUUAGACUUUCACCCUCUAAAGCCACUUGCCGAACGGCUUCGGGGGAUAUUAUUUCCUCUGCGAGAGGGGACCAUGUGGGUUGGCACUGAUACCGAUGCAGAAGCAGUGGACGAGCUGUAUGAGCAGGUGAUUUGCGCAUUUGAGGAAGCAAUACUUGGUCUUGAGUCCCACGAGUAG